AUGGUAAGCAGUGUGAUAAAAGUUUGUCCUAAGGCUGAAGAACUAUCUGUGGUCCGAGUCAACAUUCCCUGCCCUGUAGACGGCUGUUCAAGUGUCCUACCUCAUGCUGGCUCUCUAAGCAUCCAUCUUUCUAAAACUCACAGAAUCACUGAGAAUUCAAAUGGAACUACCUCUGAGGAAAAAACCGAUGCAGAUCAAAAUGCCAUCAAACAAUACCAUUGCCCAGUGCAGAAUUGUGUGUACAAUGUUUUAUCAAAAAGACAUUUUACAUCUAAGAAACUACUCAAACAGCAUUACAUGAAACUUCAUGCAGACAAGAAACAUAAAUGUGCCAAGUGUGGACAGGGCUUUGGACUAGAACGAGACUGUCGGCGGCACCAACUAACAUGUGGCAUGAUAUUUCGUUGCAAAACCUGUGAUUGUCCUUUCAGCAAGAAAAAAAUCUCCUUUUGUAAUACCGCCUUUUUCUUUUCUUCUUUUCUUCUUUUCUCUUUUCUUUCUCUUUUCUUUUCUUCUUUUCUUUUCUUCUCUUUUCUUUUUUCUCUUCUUUUUUUUCAUUCUUUUUCUCUUCUCUUUUUCUUUUUCUUUUCUUUUUCUCUUCUCUUUUUCUUUUUCUUUUCUUUUCUUCUCUUUCUUUUUUUUCUUUUUCUCUUUUUCUUUCUCUUUUCUUUUUUCUCUUUCUUCUUUUCUCUUUUUCUUUUCUCUUUUCUUUCUCUUUUUUCUCUUUUCUUUUUCUUUUUUCUCUUUUCAUUUUCUUUUCCUUUUUUCUCUUUCCUUUUCUCUUUUCUUUUUUCUCUCUUUUCUUUUUUCUUUUUUCUCUUUUCUUUUUCUUUUUUCUCUUUUUUUCUCUUUUCUUUUUUCUCUCUUUUCUUUUUUCUCUCUUUUCUUUUUUCUCUCUUUUUUUCUCUUUUUCUCUUUUUUUUUUUUCUCUCUUUUCUUUUUUUUCUUUUUCUUUUUUCUCUCUUUUUUCUUUUCUUUUCUUUUUUCUCUCUUUUCUCUCUUUUCUUUUUUCUCUUUUAUUUUUUAUUCUCUUUUUUCUCUUUUCUUUUUUCUCUCUUUUCUUUUUUCUCUUUUCUUAUUUUUUAUUCUCUUUUUCUCUCUUUUCUUUUUUCUCUCUUUUCUUUUUUUCUCUUUUCUCUUUUCUCUUUUCUUUUUUCUCUUUUCUUUUUUCUCUUUUCUUUUUCCUCUUUUCUUAUUUUUUAUUCUCUUUUUUUAUUCUCUUCUUGUUUCUUUUUUCUUUCUUUUUUUCUUUUCUUUUUUCCAGAUAAGAUUGUUAAAUUUUGCUUAUUUUUUUUAAAUUUUUUUCUUUCAGAUCAAACUUCAGAAAUAGCAACUCCUAAUCAGUUAUUAACUGUUCCAUUUGAGAAAUCAACAUCUGCUGCAUCAGUUGCAUCUAGAAGCAUAAGCAUCCAAACAGAUCGUGAUAUGGCAGCAAAGAAUCACAUGACACUGACGUCAUCGGCAUCAUUAGAACCUGUGAUGCCAUAUCUCCACAACCCCAGUCACCAGAGGCCAAAAUAUUGUCGGAAUAUUGCACAAACCGACUGUACAUUUUUUGCCAAUCCAGGACGCAAAGUUAACAAACGCCUAUCAAAAAACCCAAACUAUUCCCUGCAAAAAUUCACAUCUUCUACUGGCAUCCAAACAGCUGUGAGCGUACCACCAGUGAAAAAGAAAUCCCACCACAAUAUGGUUGGCACCCAAACUGUUGGUGAUUAUAUUCUCACUACAGCCAUGUCAACAGCCCAGAUUCCUAUACAACGCAUUUCCCAGGGGUCACAAGUUAGCAAACAGAGAGCGCAAAAGAAUUACACAAUGGAGUCUAGUCAUACACAAACCAUGGAGAUGCAAUCACCUCGAUGGAAGAAAAGACGUCGGGCUUCGACCACACAGCAAGGAGAGCGAGACGAAAUAGCAAGCCCAGAAAAUGCAACAGACUUUCUUCUACUCAAAACAACAGGUACAACUGGAGAAGUGACUGACAACCACACCCAGACUAAUUUAUCUAACAGUGCCCCAGCCAUUUCUACUCAGACCCACAUGACCUGCCUCAUGAAUUCCUGGGCCAAUGAAAAAUCAGCAUCUGAAAAUUGUUCCGCAUUCAGCAGUCAACAAAGUACAGAGACCCAAACAAUCAGUUCGGUUCUACAACACAUGAUGGUCAAGAAUGUCGGUAGCCUCUAUCAGAUGCCCAGUGCUUAUGAACAACCACCUCAUCCACAGACAUUAUCAUUCUCUACACUUGAUUCUAAUGACUCGACUAAUGACAAUACACCUUGUAAUAAUGACAUAGUUGGCACCAAAUCUCUUCUUGAGGAUAACAUGGAGUCCACAAUGCAAACAGAACCUGCAAUAUGUUUAAUUUAUUCCUCUCUAACUCCUGAGCCUGUUCCUACCAGUCUAGCUAGCCAAGAGUCUCCCAAUUCCUAUCCUUCAUUCGCAGCCAACCUCAAUCAGGAUGUGGAUGAUAGUAACUGUACCAGUUUAUUAAACACCCUUACCAGCCAUCAUACCAAUAACAACUAUGAGUGUGAAAGUACAACUCUUGAACCUUCAAUUUCUCAGAGCCAAUCGCCAGUUUCGGAUCCCGGCAAAGCUAAAGAGAUUGUAAAUGAGACAAGUACCAAAUUACCAUUUAGAAGCUUCAUUGGCCAGAACCUUAAAAAUUCUGAGUGUUCUUUAACCAGUUUCUCCAGUACGAAUUCUCAAAGCAGUUCUUUCCAUGGUUUGGAAUCAAUUGCAAGCCAGGAACCAGAAGAAGACAAGAGAAAACAUCCUGUGCAUAAUAGUAGCAAUGGUAGUUUGUUGUGUUCCCUAGUAAAUAAAGAUCCGAUCUUAAGCAGUAAUGCAACUUUUUCGGAUAUUGGGGACUCUAAUGACGAGCUAAAUUAUGCUCAGAUGGGACCCUUUGACAAUGAGCGCCAUUUUGCAUCAACUGGUACCUCCCCCUUGGAUAUCACGGAUUCGUCAUUGUUAACUUUUGAAAAAGGAAUUGGUACAGCAGACAACAAUGGCAAUACUGACAGUUUCCUACUUCGGCCCUCAAAAGCUGAAACUGAUGCAAGUAAACUCGAUCGUCAGCAUUCCAAUAUUAACGACAUUACUAAUAAAUCGUUUUUCCAUUCUCUGGGGAACGCCACAGAAACUCAUUCCCAAUCUAGCAAAGUAUAUAUGAAUUCUUCCAUGAACACGGAAUCUAAUGCCUCCAGCGAUCAUUUAUAUCUGAACAAUUCUCAUGUUGGUUCUGCCAGUAACAGAAAUAAAUUAUUUAAUAACGAUAAGGGUGUUGCUACUGAUCCUUGCAGUAGCCAUUAUCUUGGUCUGCCCUCAUCAGCAGAUAUGUACAAUGUGUCCAGUAAUGUACUGACUGGCAGCCCUGAGAGAAGAACUAUUUCCACGUGUAUGGAUGACCUCCUCGAUCAAAGUAGAUUAACGUUAUCAAAUGCCAGCUGUAGUUCCUUAAUUUCCACACAAUUUGCACCGCUUGUAGCCGAUACCGAGGUUCAAACACUCGCUCUGGACAAUGACUUUGAAGCUCUGUUGAAUAACUCCGAACAUUCUCGCUCUUCCUCAUCUGUCAUUGACAUGUAUACGCAAACCGUUGAGGACAUGCUGGACCUGUUUGGAAACACUACAGAGACACAGACAACAGUUGAUGAUACGUUCUUCCCUGGGCUGGAGUUCUCGGACAUUGAGACACAGACAACUGCUGGCGAGCUUGACUGCUUAGAGAAUCGCAGUCUCAUCACUGCAGGCACGCAGACUACACUGUCCAACCAGAACUUGAAUAGAGAUGUUGAAUUCUCAGAUAUGGAGACUCAAACAGGUUUCAAUGUGUGCGACCUGGACACUUUUCUUACAGACUCUCACACCCAAACAACAUUUGAUGAACUGGAAGAUUUUCUUAGCGGUCUCAACUCACAAGUUUAA
Molecule: messenger RNA, 3930 nt
Organism: Acanthosepion pharaonis
Lineage: Eukaryota; Metazoa; Mollusca; Cephalopoda; Sepiida; Sepiidae
Source: the annotation of a GenBank genome assembly